Molecule: messenger RNA, 2033 nt
Organism: Acomys russatus (golden spiny mouse)
Lineage: Eukaryota; Metazoa; Chordata; Mammalia; Rodentia; Muridae
Gene: Prmt5
Product: protein arginine methyltransferase 5
Exons: 17
Coding region: 120-2033 (637 amino acids)
Biological process (GO): regulation of DNA-templated transcription; peptidyl-arginine N-methylation
Cellular component (GO): cytosol; nucleus
Source: RefSeq, a predicted model, not a curated record
GAGCUGUAAAGACGCUCUGGUUGUUAAGGCGACUCGUCCCACCUCCCGGGGACCGUUCUCCGCUUUGUGAUAGGCCCCUAGUACCAAGGAAUCCCGGCGUGGGCCGCGCGAGGGAAAAGAUGGCGGCGAUGGCAGUCGGAGGUGCUGGUGGCAGCCGCGUGUCCAGCGGGAGGGAUCUGAAUUGCGUCCCCGAAAUAGCUGACACACUGGGUGCUGUGGCCAAGCAGGGGUUUGAUUUCCUCUGCAUGCCCGUCUUCCACCCGCGUUUCAAGAGGGAGUUCAUUCAGGAACCUGCUAAGAAUCGGCCUGGCCCCCAGACAAGAUCAGACCUACUGCUGUCAGGAAGGGACUGGAACACACUCAUUGUGGGAAAGCUUUCUCCAUGGAUUCAUCCAGACUCAAAAGUGGAGAAGAUCCGGAGGAACUCUGAAGCGGCUAUGUUACAGGAGCUGAAUUUCGGGGCGUAUCUGGGUCUUCCAGCUUUCCUGCUGCCUCUUAAUCAGGAAGACAACACAAACCUGGCCAGAGUUCUCACCCACCACCUCCACACUGGCCACCACUCUUCCAUGUUCUGGAUGAGGGUGCCCUUGGUUGCACCGGAGGACCUGAGAGAUGAUGUAAUUGAGAACGCACCAACUACACACGCAGAGGAGUACAGUGGGGAGGAGAAGACAUGGCUGUGGUGGCAUAACUUCCGGACUCUGUGUGACUAUAGCAAGAGAAUUGCAGUAGCUCUUGAAAUUGGCGCUGACCUCCCUUCUAAUCACGUCAUUGAUCGUUGGCUUGGAGAGCCCAUCAAAGCAGCCAUCCUCCCCACCAGCAUUUUUCUAACCAACAAGAAGGGAUUUCCUGUCCUUUCUAAGAUGCAGCAGAGGCUCAUCUUCCGGCUCCUCAAGUUGGAAGUGCAGUUUAUCAUCACCGGCACCAACCACCACUCAGAGAAGGAGUUCUGCUCCUACCUCCAGUACUUGGAGUACUUAAGCCAGAACCGUCCUCCACCCAAUGCUUAUGAACUCUUUGCCAAAGGCUAUGAGGACUAUCUGCAGUCUCCGCUCCAGCCACUGAUGGACAAUCUGGAAUCUCAGACAUAUGAAGUGUUUGAAAAGGACCCUAUCAAAUACUCUCAAUAUCAGCAGGCUAUUUAUAAAUGUUUGCUGGACCGAGUACCCGAAGAAGAAAAGGAGACCAAUGUCCAGGUACUAAUGGUGCUGGGCGCAGGCCGGGGGCCUCUAGUGAACGCGUCUCUCCGGGCAGCCAAGCAGGCCGACCGGCGGGUAAAGCUCUAUGCCGUAGAGAAGAACCCCAAUGCUGUGGUGACGCUGGAGAACUGGCAGUUUGAAGAAUGGGGGAGCCAGGUGACAGUUGUCUCAUCGGACAUGCGGGAAUGGGUGGCUCCAGAGAAAGCAGACGUCAUCGUCAGCGAGCUCCUGGGCUCCUUCGCAGACAACGAGCUAUCGCCAGAGUGUCUGGAUGGAGCCCAGCACUUCCUGAAAGAUGAUGGUGUGAGCAUCCCUGGAGAAUACACCUCCUUCCUGGCUCCCAUUUCCUCCUCUAAGUUAUACAAUGAGGUCCGAGCCUGCCGGGAGAAGGACCGAGACCCUGAGGCACAGUUUGAGAUGCCUUAUGUGGUUCGGCUGCACAACUUCCACCAGCUGUCUGCUCCGCAGCCCUGUUUCACCUUCAGCCACCCCAACCGAGACCCUAUGAUUGACAACAACCGCUACUGUACCUUGGAGUUUCCUGUGGAGGUGAACACCGUGCUGCACGGCUUUGCGGGCUACUUCGAGACUGUGCUUUAUCGCGAUAUCACCCUGAGUAUCCGCCCAGAGACUCACUCUCCGGGGAUGUUCUCCUGGUUCCCCAUCUUCUUCCCCAUUAAGCAUCCCAUCAUGGUGCGUGAAGGCCAGAGCAUCUGCGUGCGCUUCUGGCGAUGCAGCAACUCUAAAAAGGUGUGGUACGAGUGGGCGGUGACGGCACCAGUCUGUUCGUCUAUUCACAACCCCACCGGGCGCUCCUACACCAUUGGCCUCUAG